Messenger RNA from Galeopterus variegatus (Sunda flying lemur), 762 nucleotides. It is a transcript of the gene ASMT, whose product is annotated as acetylserotonin O-methyltransferase. The record is from RefSeq and is a predicted model, not a curated record. Gene Ontology annotation, molecular function: O-methyltransferase activity. Lineage: Eukaryota; Metazoa; Chordata; Mammalia; Dermoptera; Cynocephalidae.
AUGGCGAAGAGACUGCAAAGAGCUUCCGGCAGCCGGGCUGAGCUGCUGGUCAUCCUCCAGCUUUGCUACCAGGCUCGGCGCUCCCUGAAGCAAGGACAGGGAAGCUCUCAAAGCCACGGCCACUGUGCAGAGAAAAUAAAUUCUCCAGAGGACAGCACCUACUGGCUCCUGACUGAGUACUGCAGUGGCUUCAUGGUGUCUCAGGUUCUCUUUGCUGCCUGUGAGCUGGGUGUGUUUGACCUCCUUGCUGAGGCCCCGGAGCCCCUGGACUUGACCACAGUUGUUCCACAUCUGGGCACCAGUGCCCAUGGGACAGAGCAGCUGCUGGACACCUGUGCAUCCCUGAAGCUGCUUCAAGUGGAAACGAAGAGAGGAAAAGCUUUAUGUGAAGACACAGAGCUCUCCAGCCCCUACCUCACUAGGGUCAGCCAGUCCCAGUGCAACACGCUUCUGUACACGGCCAGGACGACCUACCGCUGCUGGGGCCACCUGGCCGGGGCCGUGAGAGAAGGGAAGAACCAGCAUCUGAAGGCCUUCGGCGUUCCCUCUGAAAAGCUUUUCACAGCCAUCUACAGGUCUGAGGGCGAGCGUCUGCAGUUCAUGCGAGGUCUGCAGGAGGUCUGGAGCAUCCACAGGUGAAGCGUGCUUGCUGCCUUCGACCUGUCACUGUUCCCGCAUGUCUGCGACCUUGGCGGAGAUUUCUUUAAAGAGUCCCUUCCAGAAGCAGAUCUCUACAUCCUGGCCAGGGUCCUUCAUGACUAA